This is a messenger RNA of Vigna umbellata (rice bean), 619 nucleotides long. RefSeq names its product lachrymatory-factor synthase-like. NCBI's taxonomy places the organism in Eukaryota, Viridiplantae, Streptophyta, Magnoliopsida, Fabales, Fabaceae. The record is from RefSeq and is a predicted model, not a curated record.
CGAACUUGAUAAACCUCCUUCUGUGUGUGUGACAUUGCAGGUACUAAAUAUGGAGUCUAACGAGCAAGGAAGCCAGGAAAAAUGGAAGGGGAAGGCCAUAGCAGAAGUGAAAGGAGUGAAAGCAGAAAAAGUUUGGCCUCUUUUGGAGGAUUUCUUCGGCCUGAGCAAGUGGUUUCCCACACCGAUGUGCAUUCCCGUUGAAGGAAUCUCCGGAAUACCAGGGUGUGUGCGUUUCUGCGGUGGUUUCAAGACACCGGUGGACGAUGAUGCCAAAAAAUCUGUGAACUGGACCAAGCAGAAGCUGUUAUCCAUCGACCCUGCUCGGUGGACUUUUACCUAUUGUAUUGUGGAUAGCAACGUUGGGUUUCACUCCUACCUUGCAACCUGGACAGUGAGGCCAACCGCCGAAGGGUGUGAGGUUGAGUGGCUCUACGAAGUCGAACCGGUUCAAGGCUGGACACUUGAAUAUCUUGAUUCCUUCAUAGACAAAGGCUUGUUUGCCAUGGCUAAGAACAUGGAACAAGGUUUGAAGACCAUGGAAGAAGCACUCAUGUCCCACAAGUAAAGGACAAACUUAGAUACUGUUAUGUUUGUGCUGUGUUGUUGUUGUUGUUUUUUU